UUUGGUGGAGACGCUUCACUGCGUCGGAGUCAGUAGUGGUAGCAGGAACCCGGCAUGGAGAACGGCAGCAGCCCAGAUGCGAGCGGAUGACAGAAAACACCUGGGGGACCCAGGCGCUGGUUGGGGCGAGAAGAGGUGACACCAUCGGGACAGACACUGAAGGCAGGGGAGGUCCAGGCAGGGAAGCCCCUUGCUGGUUCCGAGGAGCUCAGCGUGCGGCCCAAGCCGGCUUCCCCUCCCUGCCGUGCGAAAGCGGCCGGGGCGCUGCGGCCGCCCUGGGCCGGCCUCCUCCCGCCAGCCGAGUCCCCUCCUCCCCUCUGCCUUCCCGGAGGCUGCCGCCGGCGGGGGCGAUUGCGGGCGGCCGAGCCGCUCGGGGCUCGCCGGUACUGCCCAUGGGGGAAUGCGGAGUGCCCCCCCAGGUCCAGCUCUUCCUCCGAGCCUGCGAACAGGGCGACUGCGAGACCGCCCGGCGCCUAUUAGGGCUGCCCGGCGGCGGCCCCGCCGACCCGACGGCCCCCUCCUCCUGCGCGGGUACCGAGGAGGCGGCGGAGCCCCGCGGCGAAGGGUCCGCCCCUUCGGCCCCCGCCGUGCCGGUGGACUGCACCGACGAGGCCGGCAACACGGGUCUCCAGUUCGCUGCGGCGGGGGGCCACGAGCAGUUGGUGCGGUUCCUGCUGCGGAAGGGGGCCUCGGUACAGAGCAGGAACCACUACGGAUGGAGCCCCCUCAUGCAAGCGGCCAGGUUUGGACAUCUAAGUGUUGCUCACAUCUUGCUGGAAAAUGGUGCUGAUCUCAAUGCACAAAAUAAGUUAGGAGCCAGUGUCCUCACAAUGGCCUCCAGAGGUGGCCACGUCAGCAUGGUGAAAUUGUUGCUGGAAUCCGGAGCUUUUGUGGAUAAUUAUGACCAUUUUAGUACAAGUGUACUUAACAGCAGCAGAGAUGACCUUCCUGAUAUCACUCCAUUAAUGGCAGCUGCUCAGCAUGGACACGAGGCAGUGGUACAUCUGUUACUAGACUGGGGAGCCGAUUGUAAUUACACUGUGAAGACUAUGGGCUGGAGUCCUUUGAUGCUGGCAGCUAUUAGUGGAAAGGUGAGCUUGGCACAGCAGCUCAUGGAGAAGGGUGCCAACCCCGAUCACCUGAAUGUACUACAUAAAACACCUUUUGAAAUCUCUGUUGGCUUCAAGCACAAAGACAUGAAGGACUACCUGGAAUCUCUCACAACUAUCAGACCCCAGGCAGAUAAAGAAAAGAGGCAACCUGAUGUCUUUCAUGCUUUGAAAAUGGGAAACUUUCAGCUGGUUAAAGAGAUUGUUGAUGAAGACCCAAGUCAGGUCAAUAUUACCAAUGUUGAUGGCGCAUCUCCAUUAAUGAUUGCGGCUGUAACAGGACAGCUGCCCCUUGUUCAGCUCCUUGUUGAGAAAGAUGCUGAUAUUGACAAACAGGAUAAUGUUCAUGGCUGGACAGCACUAAUGCAGGCCACAUACCACGGAAACAAAGAUGUUGUAAAGUACUUGUUAAAUCAAGGAGCUGAUGUCAAUCUUCGUGCAAAAAAUGGGUACACAGCUUUUGACCUGAUAAUGCUGCUGAAUGAUCCAGACACAGAGCUUGUAAGGUUAUUGGCAUCAGCAUGUAUGCAAGUAGACAAAGACAAGAAUAAACUGAACAGAUCAUCUUUGCCUUGUUCCAGAAGCAGACAAUCCUUAAAUGUCCCAGUAUUGCCAGAUGACAAAGGAGGUUUAAAGUCCUGGUGGAGCAGAAUGUCCAAUCGAUUUCGCAAGCUGAAGUUGACUCAGACAUUACGCCAUGGAUUCCCUUCCAAUCAGUUUGUGCCUUUUCCUGAUGAGCCUGAACCAUCAUUAAAUUCCACAAUAAAAGCAGUUUCACAGAGUGAUACCGACACCUCUGGAAACCUUGAUGGUGCUUCAGCUUGGAUCGCAAAUAACAAAGCUAGUGGUGUAAACACUACAAAAGGAGGAAAAGAUGACGAAUUAUUGACAACCAUGUUGAGAAGCAGUGCUCCAUUUACCAGGCUGCCCAGUGAUAAACUGAAAGCAGUGAUACCCCCUUUCUUACCACCCUCAAGUUUUGAGCUUUGGAAUUCUGACCGAACACGAAUCAGCAAAGAUGGAAAAGCUGAACAGAUGAGAACUGCCUGGCCACAGAGAGUGAUCAAACAUGAUUUUAACAGCAGUGGGAACUCUGACAUAACAUCUAUUAGCAAAGGUACUAGACCAGUCAAAUUACCAGCAUUUGCAAGACGACCUGCAUCUCCUUCUAAUUCCAACAACUUCAACCAUUCUCCCCAUUCUUCUGGUGGAUCCAAUAACAUUGCAGGAAUUAACAGGCAUGGAGGAGAACUGCAUAACAGAUCUGGUGGGAGUGCAGAUAAUGUUUUGUCUCAGAUUGCAGCCCAAAGAAGAAAAGCAGCAGGCUUACCUGAACAGAAACCCAGCCAACAGCAUAGCCCAGUCCAGUCAACUCCUUCAUCCACUCUGUCUGAUUUGCAGUGCUCUCAAAUUGUUGGCAACGGACAUGUUGUAAAGCAAAAACUGGAGAUGAACAAAAGACCUCCAUCAGGGACUUCAUCUACAUCUAAAAGCACAUCACCAACUCUCACACCUUCUCCAUCGCCCUCCCCAUCUCCCAAGGUCCACAACACAGAGUCCUCUCUCUCUCCUUCUCACAGACAGGCCAAGAGCAAUGGUUCCAGCAGUGGUACAAUUACAGAAGAUGGCAACCCCUUGGUGGACCAUCAACAGCUUGCCCCUAUUCUAAGAACCAGUGAUGUAGAGAAUCAUGAAAGGCGAAACCAUGUGAGAGGAAAAGGAAGCUCUGAAAACCUGGAAAAAGAUGAGCUGACUGGCAUCCUUAAAAAAUUGUCACUUGAGAAAUACCAGCCUAUUUUUGAGGAACAAGAGGUGGAUAUGGAAGCCUUCCUCACACUGACUGAUGGUGACCUGAAGGAGCUGGGUAUUAAAACCGAUGGAUCAAGGCAGCAAAUUUUGGCUGCUAUUUCUGAACUGAACGCAGGAAAGGGUCGAGAGAGACAGAUUCUACAAGAAACCAUACACAACUUCCACUCUUCCUUUGAGAGUAGUGUUAGCAACACGCGACCCCCAGGUCACUCCCAGUAUGAAGAACCCAUACAAGACUUACAUGAACACAGCAAGAACAACAAAAGUAAAGAAGGCAGCAUAAACCACCAUGAGUUAUGAGAGCUUCUACAUGGAGAAAUACACAAACUGAAUAUACCUUUGUUGGCAUGAUACAGAAAUAGGAGUCUAAACCAAAAAUGUAAUGGAUUCUUGGGAAGGAAUAUAAAGGAAAAGUAUAGCUGCAUUCUUCAUUAACUAAAAUACACUUUAUCUAUUCAUUAUUAAGAGGUCAGAACAACAGUAAAAGUAAAUAUGAAAUAAGUAUUUGUAAAAAAAGCACUUUAUUUAAGGCAAUGUAUAAUCUGUCACUGAUAUUUAAACAGAAACAGUGUUAAAAUGUUUUAUAUUGCUGAUUAGUUGUUUUGAGAAUAAAACCAUUUAAUCAAUA
Calypte anna (Anna's hummingbird) is the source of this 3546-nucleotide messenger RNA. RefSeq names its product ankyrin repeat and sterile alpha motif domain containing 6 (gene ANKS6). Gene Ontology annotation, biological process: innate immune response. Gene Ontology annotation, cellular component: cytoplasm. Gene Ontology annotation, molecular function: protein binding. The record is from RefSeq and is a predicted model, not a curated record. The transcript is spliced from 17 exons. The coding region runs from base 87 to 3218 and encodes 1043 amino acids. Lineage: Eukaryota; Metazoa; Chordata; Aves; Apodiformes; Trochilidae.